Sclerotinia sclerotiorum 1980 UF-70 is the source of this 252-nucleotide messenger RNA. RefSeq lists its product with no specific name. The coding region runs from base 1 to 252 and encodes 83 amino acids. The record is from RefSeq and is a predicted model, not a curated record. Lineage: Eukaryota; Fungi; Ascomycota; Leotiomycetes; Helotiales; Sclerotiniaceae. The transcript is spliced from 2 exons.
AUGCAUUUAUUUGGGACAGAAUCUGUUUUGACGUACUCGUAUGGCGGUAAGGUUGAUGAUGAACUGUUCACAGUGCGGAAAGGAUAUUGGAUUGUAGAAAAGCAGGUGAUGGAUAUCCUGACUGUGUUGGAAACAGCAACUCUCCACCCUGUGAAUAAGGUCGAGACGAAUAUGAUAAAUAUAAAUCCAGGGAUUUGCAACGACAGAAACUAUGCAUAUACUUCGCCAUCCCUAUCGCCCAAGGAAUCCUGA